ACCAACAUUAAAACCAAUGAUUGUUUUUAAAAUGGUUAAUGAAUUUGCUCUUGAAUAUCGUACCACUCGUGAUAAAAUCCUACAACAAAGGAAACGUUUAGCGGAUAAACGUGAACGAAAUAAAACACGGGGUAAAAUAUGGGCAUUAGAAAAUCAAAAUGGUAAAGAUGAUAUGGAAUUGAAUGGAAAUUUGAAACAUACACCUGUACAAAUGAAUGCUGAACAG
Messenger RNA from Loa loa (African eye worm), 226 nucleotides. RefSeq lists its product as hypothetical. Gene Ontology annotation, cellular component: cytoskeleton; cytoplasm. Gene Ontology annotation, biological process: cortical actin cytoskeleton organization; actin filament network formation. The annotation marks the transcript as partial. NCBI's taxonomy places the organism in Eukaryota, Metazoa, Nematoda, Chromadorea, Rhabditida, Onchocercidae. The record is from RefSeq and is a predicted model, not a curated record. Gene Ontology annotation, molecular function: actin filament binding. The transcript has a single exon.